GGGGACGCUAUGUGGGACGUGGAAGAGACCUUCCCACUAGCCUUCUAGUCCGUAAUCUUAGCCAUGACUGCAGGCCUGAGGAUCUUCGUAGACCAUUUGGACAGUUUGGUGCUAUCAAGGACAUAUACCUACCAAAGGAUUAUUAUACUGGGUGAGCACGUCUGAGCUGUAUGUAGGACUUGCAGAUUCUUUGGUACUGGUGUUAAUUUUUGAAUUAGCAAAAAUACAAUAUUAUGAUUUGUGCAUACGGUUUUUGAGUAAUUCUGUAAAUUUUAUACCACAGUUUUAGUCUCUGAUAAAUGUUUGAUAUAAUAUAUUUUCUUUGUUGCUUUCUCAUAUUGGUUUAGAAUUAGUGGUAUUAGAACGCAUAUUUUCAAUAUUUUCCCUGCUUCUUUUGAACAAAAUGUUUUUAGCACAAUCCUUGGUAAAAGUCAUUGCUGAAGUUUCUGAAGUAGAUCCUUCUUAGUGCUCGGUCUUUCAAAUUAUGCAUCUGAUUAUAGGGGCAUUUCUUUCUGUUUCUUCUAUUUUUUUCCCCUUAUCACAUAUUAGGUCUGUUUUUUUGGAUGUUUGAAGAUUUAACAGUGAAACUAAUGUUUUGAAGAAGACAUCAAGUAAUUAGAGUUCUAUUGAAGAUGAUGUUAAUGGUAGUGAAGAUUGGAAGGAAGUUGGAUUUGAAUACAUAGAAGAUGUUCCCAAGUCUUGAAGAAUUUCAAGUCAUCUUAAAUCUGACACAUGCAAGAGAACCACGUGGUUUUGGUUUUGUUCAAUAUGUAGAUCCUGCAGAUGCUGCUGAUGCUAAACACCAGAUGGAUGGUUGUGUUCUUCUUGGUCGGGAGUUGACUGUGGUAUUUGCUGAGGAAAAUAGGAAGAAGCCAUCUGAUAUGAGGGCAAGGGAAAGAGGAAGUCAUACAAACAGCGGACGAUUGCAUGAUCGAAGAAGAUCUCCUCCACGGUAUUCUCGUUCACCUCGAUAUUCACGUUCCCCAGCUCAACGUCAUGCGAGGUAUUCUCGUUCACCACCUCCACGCCAUGCAAGGACUAGGUCCCGUAGUUAUGAUUAUGCAUCUCCCCCACCAAAACAAAAGGCUUAUUCAAGAUCAGUGUCCCCUCGUGACAGACCGGAUAGUCGAGAGAGGUCUUUCCCACGACAGCAGAGCCGUGGUAGACCCUCUCGAUCUCCACGUCUCGAUGGUUCAAGAAGUAGGAGUCAAAGUCCAGCACGGGCUGGAAGUCGAAGUCCAAGCCCUGUGAGAGGCCGAAGCCUGAGUAGGAGCAGGAGUCGGAGCAAAAGUGUCAGCCGGAGCAGGAGCCGAAGUCCACGACUAAGUCCAAGACAUGAAGAAUACAGAAGUGAACCGAAUGGAGAUAGGAGCCCAAGUCAAUAGGCAAACAGUUUGAAACUUGGGAAGAACAACUACAAUGUACUAUUAUUGCGAAUGUUUGGUUUGAUGUUUCUGUUAUGGACAUCAUUUCGUUAGUAUUGACUAUUGUUGGGUAGCGUUUGUUGUUAGGAUUUUAUGCGUUAUCAAAUUGAUUAUUGCGUACUUUGUUUGCUUUC
Benincasa hispida (wax gourd) is the source of this 1558-nucleotide messenger RNA. The record is from RefSeq and is a predicted model, not a curated record. Lineage: Eukaryota; Viridiplantae; Streptophyta; Magnoliopsida; Cucurbitales; Cucurbitaceae.